Messenger RNA from Triticum turgidum subsp. durum (durum wheat), 3096 nucleotides. The record is from the annotation of a GenBank genome assembly. Lineage: Eukaryota; Viridiplantae; Streptophyta; Magnoliopsida; Poales; Poaceae.
AUGGCGUCGCCGGAGCGGGAGGCGGUGGCGGCGACAGCCAUCGUGGAGGACGUGCUGAGGAUGCACGGGGAAGGAUUAGGGGCAGGAGGGGGUGUAGGUCAAGUGCUGGUGAUGGGGAGGAACAUUGACAUGGCCUGGCGCAAGGCCGAGGUGGCCGCAGUAAGAAGGAAUGAAGCAGCCAGCUGGUUGAGAAGGACAGUAGGGGUAGUCUGCGCCAAGAACCUUGCCGAAGAACCAUCUGAGGAGGAAUUCCGGGUUGGCCUGAGGAAUGGCAUCAUUCUUUGCAAUGCAGUCAACAAGAUUCAGCCUGGCACCGUGCCGAAGGUUGUGGAGGUCCACUCGGUUUCUACUAUCCCUUCAGAUGGUUCAGCUCUCUGUGCAUACCAGUACUUCGAAAACGUGAGGAAUUUCCUCACAGGCCUACAAGAUUUAGGUCUCCCAACAUUUGAGGUGUCCGACCUGGAAAAGGGUGGACAAGGGGUCCGAGUUGUAGACUGUGUUCUUGCCCUCAAGUCAUUUGCUGAAACUAAGCAACUCGGCAAACAAUCUUUGUUUAAACAUGGCGGCAUUGUAAAGCCUUCAAUGUCCGCAAAAUGCUCUGUUCGUAAGAACGAACCUUUUAUGAAGGCGAUGACGAGGAGUCACUCAGCUGAGCUACUCCGGGAUGGCGUAUCACUGGAGCAAACUUUAGGUCUUGAUUGUUUUCUAGAACCCGCUGAAACAAUAACUUCAGACUCCAUCAGAAUGCUUGUUCAAACAAUUCUAUCAGAUAAGAAACCAGAAGAAGUUCCAUUGCUUGUAGAAUCACUCUUGAGCAAGGUUAUUCAUGAAUUUGAGCGUCGUAUGGCAAACCAGAAUGAUUUGGUGAAAUACACUGUAGAUCCUAAUGACAGUAGCUCAUUAUCUAAAACAGAGUCAUCAGACACACCACAGGAAAUGGAGGCAACUUCCACCAGCGAUCAUGGGAAGAUGGACGAAGAAGAUCACGAGUCUGUCACUAAUCAUGUGAAGACGGACGAAGAAGACAACAGUUCUGUCACUAACAACGAGAAGAUGGACGACGAAGAUCACAAUUCUGUGGGUAGUACGGGAGAUGUCAGUGCUGCUGUGCUGGUGAACGGUGAUAGCGUGGCAAAAGAUAUACAGGCAAAGGCAGAUAUACAUUUUGAGCUACAAAAGAAACAGAUCCAGGAUAUGAAAAGUAACCUUUGUACUGUUAAGUCUGGGAUAGAGCAGUUCAAAUUGCAAUACUCUGAAGACCUUGCUAAGCUUGGAAAUCAUCUGCGCACUAUUUCUCAUGCGGCUUCUGGGUAUCAUAAAGUUCUUGAGGAAAACCGUAAGCUGUACAACCAAAUACAGGAUCUUAGAGGAAAUAUUAGAGUGUACUGUCGAGUGAGACCUUUCCUGCCUGGAAAGGUAAGUUCCUCAAGCAGUGUUGCUGGCAUAGAAGAUAGAACUAUCACUCUCAUGACUUCAUCGAAACAAGGAAAAGAUGCGCGGAAAUCUUUUACUUUCAAUAGGGUCUUUGGGCCCUUAGCCACACAAGCGGAGAUCUUCGUUGACAUGCAGCCUUUAGUCCGUUCUGUUCUUGAUGGUUACAACAUAUGUAUAUUUGCGUAUGGCCAAACUGGGUCAGGGAAGACCUUUACAAUGAGCGGUCCUAAAAUACUGACAGAAGAAGGGCUUGGUGUCAAUUAUAGGGCUUUAAAUGAUCUGUUCGAUAUUCAAGCACAGAGGAGGGACACAUUUUGUUAUGAAAUUUCUGUGCAGAUGAUGGAGAUCUACAAUGAACAAGUGAGAGAUCUUCUUCACAGUGGUCCAAACAAGAAAUUAGAGAUUCGAAAUAGCUCUCAGAAUGGCAUUGCAGUUCCAGAUGCAAACAGAGUUCCGGUCGCGUCGACCUCCGAUGUGGUUGAUUUGAUGAAUCUUGGUCAAAAGAACCGUGCAGUUUGCUCAACGGCUAUGAAUGACAGAAGUAGUCGCUCCCAUAGUUGUGUAACAGUCCAUGUUCAAGGGCAAGAUUUAACAUCAGGCACGGUGCUAAGAGGCUGCAUGCAUCUUGUGGAUUUAGCUGGUAGCGAAAGAGUCGAUAAAUCCGAGGUUGUGGGAGACAGGCUGAAGGAGGCACAACACAUAAACAAGUCACUGGCAGCACUAGGGGAUGUCAUCGCGUCCCUCGCCCAGAAAAGUGCGCAUGUUCCUUACCGGAAUAGCAAACUUACUCAGUUACUGCAGGACUCUCUUGGAGGACAAGCAAAAACAUUGAUGUUUGUUCACAUAGCCCCCGAACCGGAUGCCAUUGGUGAAUCAAUAAGCACUUUGAAGUUUGCUGAGAGAGUUGCCACUGUUGAGCUUGGAGCAGCCAAGACAAACAAGGAAGGAGGAGAAGUCAAAGAGCUCAAAGAACAGAUUGCUUGCCUCAGGGCAGCUUUGGCUAGCAAAGAUGGAGAAAAUGAAAGCAUACGAAGUACACAUUCGAGCCCAGAUAUAUUAAAAGACAUUAGGAUCAGUCAUGCAUCCCCAGAAUCCGGGCACCCAGGGGAAGAAGCUGGAUGUCUAGAGGUCCGAAGCAAUGGUACUCCCACAAGGCAGACCAAGCCAAACUUCGAAUUGUCAGACAUGCUUGUCGAGAGCGAUCCAUCUUUGUGGCUUGAUGGUUGUAAUGGCGACAAUACCCGGUUGAGGAGCAUUAAUUCAUUACCAGAAUUGGGACCUGAUGCUACACAUGAUCUAGCAUUGUAUCAACGAAGCAGUCUUGACCAACAAUGGAGUCGGGCCGGGUCUAUCGCGACAGAGGAUUCAGAUGAAGGCGAAUUUGAAACUACUUGCUCAUCAGAACAAGAUUCAGUGCGGCCAGCCAGCGCCCCAGAAGCUUCUGUUACUGCCAAUGGGGGCGCCUCAGUUGCAAAGAAGGCCCAACCCAAAAGUGUAAAAAGUACAGACAUCAGAGGGACAAAUCCUGCGAAAAGGACAUCUCCGUUACCGAAAAAGGCUAAUGGAACGGCUCAUAUCCCAAUCAAGAAUGGUAAACAAUCAACUUUGGGUGGGGUGGAUGGAAAGAAAACUCCAAAUGGUAAAGUGAACACCAAGAAGUAA